AUGAGCAUCUCUAUCUCCAGCAGUCUCGCAAGGAAUAAGCUCAACACACAAAUCUGGGUGAACAAGUCAAUGGCAACUAAUUCAGUCUUCAGAACUAUCUUCGUCUUUCUCAUCCUCUUCUCCAUCUUCUCAGGCCGAGUUCUCUCACAAUCGAACAGCAGAAGCACUCAAGCAGUUGUAGAAGAAUGCCAGCCAGAAUCAGGAAACUGCAAUAGCAAGUCGAAAGCUUUGCCGCUCAAGAUCAUAGCCAUUGUCUCCAUCCUUGUGACGAGCAUGGUUGGGGUUUGUUUGCCUCUGCUAUCUCGCUCGGUCCCAGCUCUGCAACCUGACAGAAACCUUUUCGUCAUUGUUAAGGCGUUUGCAGCUGGUAUCAUCCUCGCCACAGGUUUCAUGCACGUCUUGCCUGAUUCUUUUGACAUGUUGAGAUCUCCUUGCCUGCGUGAAAACCCAUGGCAUAAGUUCCCCUUUAGUGGUUUCUUGGCAAUGUUAUCUGCAGUUGUAGCUCUAAUGGUGGACUCUAUCUCCACCAGCAUAUAUAGCCAUAGAAGCAACGUGGAUGUAAAGCCAACAGAGAUAGAAGCUGCUGCUGAUGGGGAUAGCAGGGAUAGAGAAAUGGGUGUUGUAAUAAGCUCUGGGAUACACUUUCAUGGACACUGUCAUGCCCCAAUGGAUACCACCACCAGUGGAGACUCCCAACUAUUGCGCUAUCGUGUUAUUGCCAUGGUUUUGGAGCUGGGUAUUAUUGUUCAUUCAGUUGUGAUUGGGCUUUCACUAGGAGCCUCAGACAACACUUGUACAAUAAAGCCUCUGGUAGCUGCACUUUGCUUCCAUCAAAUGUUUGAAGGAAUGGGACUUGGUGGUUGCAUCCUCCAGGCAGAGUACAAGUUUCUAAAGAAAGCUCUAAUGGCUUUCUUCUUCUCUGUCACAACCCCAUUUGGAAUUGUCCUUGGGAUGGCCUUAUCAAGAACAUAUGAGGAGAAUAGCUCAAGCUCGUUGAUCACAAUAGGACUACUGAAUGCUUCAUCUGCAGGGCUUUUGAUCUAUAUGGCUUUGGUGGACCUCCUGUCUGCGGAUUUCAUGGGCCCCAGGUUGCAACGUAGUAUUAAACUCCAGAUCAAAUCCUACAUCGCUGUACUCUUGGGUUGUGGUGGCAUGUCUCUGAUGGCCAAAUGGGCUUGAGCCUUGAUAUAAUAUAAGGGGACAAAUUAUUAUUGUAAUAUGUUAAAGUGCACUGAAUUAUUCCUGUGUCAGUAGUAAUUUAGAAGCGGAGUUUGUCGCAAAGAAAGGACAAUGAUGAUAUGAACUAUUGUUACUUGGGGCGAUUCCGUUAUUCCAUAUAUGCCAUGAAAUUCCUUAUGCUGUGUUUGGUUGCAGUGCAA
This is a messenger RNA of Nelumbo nucifera (sacred lotus), 1379 nucleotides long. Its product is annotated as putative zinc transporter 10. Lineage: Eukaryota; Viridiplantae; Streptophyta; Magnoliopsida; Proteales; Nelumbonaceae. Gene Ontology annotation, molecular function: zinc ion transmembrane transporter activity. The record is from RefSeq and is a predicted model, not a curated record. Gene Ontology annotation, biological process: zinc ion transmembrane transport. Gene Ontology annotation, cellular component: plasma membrane.